Molecule: messenger RNA, 1333 nt
Organism: Aplysia californica (California sea hare)
Lineage: Eukaryota; Metazoa; Mollusca; Gastropoda; Aplysiida; Aplysiidae
Product: cyanocobalamin reductase / alkylcobalamin dealkylase
Exons: 4
Coding region: 127-933 (268 amino acids)
Biological process (GO): cobalamin metabolic process
Cellular component (GO): cytoplasm
Molecular function (GO): cyanocobalamin reductase (cyanide-eliminating) (NADP+) activity; FAD binding; demethylase activity
Source: RefSeq, a predicted model, not a curated record
UUCUACUUUUCAGUCAUCAUUUCUGGGAAGAGCGUGUAAGCGUAAACAUCAACACUCGAAACCUGUCCUCUGCUGUUAGAGAUAGUGAAAGUAGAACCCACGAGUUCGUUCGUCCUGCUGCCAGUUAUGACUUCACAAAGUCACCAGAUUGGACGAAUUCUUUCGUCUCUCAGCACUAUUUAUACACCUGUUGGGUUCGAAAUUUAUCCUUUCAAAAUAGGCUGGUACAAUGAGCAGGUCGGUGAGCCAUUCCGAUUCGACCUUGACCCGGAUACUCUGGCGUUCGUCAUCAUCAGCACGCCCGACAUGUUUGAUAAGGCACUGGUGCCGUUUAUGUGCCGAGAUGACUGCACUGGAUCCACCGACAUUCUCGACAAAUGCAUGAUGCAUUACUUCAGUCUGACCAAACAGGCCUUUCCCGACGAUGAUGUAGAGACUAUUCAUGACUUUGAGAUGGCGGCCUCACGACGGCCCAAAAUUUUGGUUCAACCUGCGGCUCAUGUUUCCGGUGCGGCCUUCUAUUACACACGCAGAUGUGUAGAUCCUGACCCGUGGGGGGAGAAAAAGAAAAUCUUUGGAGUGAGCAUCCACCCUCAAUACGGUGGCUGGUUUGCCAUCAGGGGAGUGAUAAUCUUUAAGUCGGUUCAGUGUCCCGAGCUGCCGCACAAAGAGCCAGUGGACUGCGUGCCCGAACAGGAGAAAAGAAGAGAGCUCUUGGAGCUGUUCAACUACCACUGGCGUGACUGGCGGUUCCGCGACAUCAUAGAACCCCACAAGAGGUACUCCGAGGAUCAAAGACUCUACUUCGAGACCAUGCCCAAAGACAGAAGUCCCCUUGUUCGGCAGCUCAAAGGAAAAUUUCUCAAGCAAGCCGAGAAUAAAGAAAUCAGCACGGAUUUGGCAGGUGUUGGUGGAGAAUUGGCUACUCAGUGAUGUGUUUUGUCAUUGAUAUCAUCCCCUCUCAGGAAUUUCAUCACUUUUUAUUUGCUUAUAUACAGUGCCUUAGGUUUAAGCAGAAUCUUGCUUAUGCUUGUCAACCUUGUCUCUCAAAAAGUUUGUCAUUGAGUCAGUUUUUGGUACAACAAAUUUUGAUGAACAGUUUAGCACAGAUGUCUCUUACUUGUUUGGCAUGGUUUUGUCUGGUUUUAUUAUGUGAUAUUUUUAGCAACAUAAAACCCACGUCUAUGGUGUAGCGGUUAAGUACUUUCCUGUCGCAUGCAGGAGACCCAAGCUCAAUUCCCCAGUUGGGAGAAAUUAUCUAGUGUAUCAGUCUGUCUGUUGGGAUGUUGUAUCCCUCUCAGCCCAGGUUGGCCCUGACAGGCAGAGUCGAGAG